Molecule: messenger RNA, 2588 nt
Organism: Boeremia exigua
Lineage: Eukaryota; Fungi; Ascomycota; Dothideomycetes; Pleosporales; Didymellaceae
Product: heterokaryon incompatibility protein-domain-containing protein
Exons: 2
Coding region: 233-2470 (745 amino acids)
Source: RefSeq, a predicted model, not a curated record
GGCUGAAUUUAUGAAGGCAGACAGAUAUUCGGCUAAGCUAUCCUAUCGUCAUCUGAGACUCACGCCAUGGUUGUUGCUGAGGUCAAAGGCUGAGCGGCUGGACUGCCUUGUCAGCCCGACGCGGGGCAGUGCAGAACGGGACCCGCUUGACCGUGUCCGUCACCCACCUUGAACUUUACCAACUACCCCAAAGAUAUCCACGAAUUUCUCAUCUUCCUGGGCACCUCAUGUAAUGUCACAGUCUGCUGACUUGUAUACGAAGCUGCCAUCGUAUACGCCAUCGACACGCUUACUUAGGGUUCAGCCUGCAAUCGACCCUUCUGACGGCAUCGAAUGUGAACUUCUGGUGUACGAUAUAAGGCAUGCACCAUCGUACAGAGCUCUUUCGUAUGCCUGGAAGGAGCAUCGUGGUGUGGUCCAGGUUGAUAGGGACGUAGCUCAGCAGCGAGAAGGUCGCCUCGAGAUUAUCGACGGGCCAUUGUCGCGUAUUUCACUCACUGUGUCUCCUAGUUUGACACUUGCAAUCCGGCGAUUGCGCUCGAGACACACUCCCCAAUUCUUCUGGAUUGAUGCUGUGUGUAUUAACCAGCAGGACGAUGAGGAGCGUUCCAUGCAGGUUGCUUUGAUGGGAACCAUAUACGAGGGCGCCUCUGAAGUUGUCAUAUGGCUCGGCGAACGGGAAACUCAGGACGAGUUGGGUGAAUGGCUUCAGGGCGCGUACUCCAGAACAGUUGUGAAUCUUGACUUCAGUUCGGUCGAGGUAGCACGAUCUCUUGUGAAUCAGUACAUUGCGGGCUUCAAAAUGCUGCGAGAUGAGUACAACGGACCCGUGGUCCAGAAGACCGAUGUCUACGGAGCGUUCUGUCUCGUCUGGCUUCUGGCACAGGGCUACAAUCCAAGCGAUAUCGUAUUCUACCACAACAGCAUGUUCAAGAAUAGGUUCCGUAUGGAGUGGGCAGCGCAGGUGUCGGAAGGGCUGAAGGCUAUAAUGGCGCGGGAUUGGUGGCGUCGCGCUUGGGUAGUCCAAGAAACAGUCCUCGCGCGCAGAGCGACUGUUGUUUACGGGACGCUUUCCGCACCGUGGCUGAUGUUUGCAGAUGCAGCGAUGAAGGUGUCGCAGCAGAAGUUUGGACAAGAUGCCGAACAAUUCUCGGUUUUGGGUCUGAUUCCGAGUCUGGUCUUUCAGGUUCGUGUAGGCACUGCUGAUGCACUUGAUGACUUCUCGGCACUUGUGCUCGCCAUAGAAUACACGCGGGUAGAGCGAGAUCACAAGGCUGCGGUACAAUUGCUGUCCCUGCUGAGAAGAUUCCGCACAAGAAUGGCAACAGAUGAUCGGGACAAGAUAUUUGCUUUCCAUGGACUGGCGACUGUGCAGACGAGUCGUCCACUCGCCAUCAAUUACACGAUGUCCAAACGGGAGCUUUAUAUAGCUACUGCAUCACAUAUCAUCGAACAGACACGGUCCUUGUCUGUUCUCCGCGGCACCUUGGGGCAUACUUCGUCGCCAGAAAGUCCUCCAUCGACGAACACAUUAGAUAGAGCGUCCAAGACUGCGUACGGUACGACUCUGCGGCGAUCGGAACUACCAUCCUGGGUGACAGACUGGAGCAAACUGCCGACAGACGGCUCACUUGAGAUAGACAGACUCGAUCGGCUCGAGCACUACUCCGCAGGCGAUGCUUACAGUGCUGUGCAUAUCUACAGCUCGGGCAUACUAGAAACCAGAGGUUACGUUGUUGCUAAGGUGAUUUCCGUGGCAGCCGAGAUACCACAACCCACGCUUGAACGACUUCGACAGGCAAUACGAUCAUGGUGCACGUGGUGGUCAAACCAUACGCAGCAGGAUGAAGCGUUCGACGACAACUCUGUCUUUUAUACGGCUAUGUGCGGGCACUUGUUGCACAACCCUCACGGAAGCUCGAAUUCAGUUGUGGAACAUAGCAAUUAUCGCAGGUCAGACGCGAGCGCCAUCCUACAAGCCUGCAAGGUCUGGCUCACCGACACUACCACUCAGCGCAAUCGGAAGACUGCCAUGAUCGGAGAUCUUGUUGCAAACUCAUACCAAGAACCAGUGGCUGUAACGAGGUUGAAGAACUCGUAUUUCUACUCAGUACGCGCUGCAACGAGUUCGCGGCGACUGUUCACAUUCCGGCGAAACAACGCAUCGUUGAACGAACUGCCUCCAAAGACCGACAUUGGAGUGGGUCCGUUGAACAUUCAGGCUGGAGAUAUCAUAUACAUACCUGACGGUAGUAAAGUCCCCCUGAUUAUCCGGAGAGCACCAACCGAGCCAGGACACACGUUUAUGCCGGGUGCGCAGUCGUACGGCAUAUCUACACCUGAGCGCGGGGGAAUCAACGUCGGUUCCGAAGCGCAGCUGUAUCGUUUGAUCGGGGAUGCUUAUGUGCACGGCUUCAUGGACGGUGAGGCACUGUGGCGUUCAUCCAAGGUCUCCGUCCUCUUUUGUUAGGAAGAUUGAAUAGGAGGUUUGUUUGUUGUGCAUUUACAAGUAACUCCUUGCAUAUUGUCUUCAUCUCCAAUCUUGAGUAUGUGCUCAAUGAACUGUUUUUAGAUUCGGGAUACCAAGA